Hymenoscyphus albidus is the source of this 1819-nucleotide messenger RNA. The record is from the annotation of a GenBank genome assembly. NCBI's taxonomy places the organism in Eukaryota, Fungi, Ascomycota, Leotiomycetes, Helotiales, Helotiaceae.
AUGGCUCCCAAGUACGAGGGAGAGUUACUCGGUCGAAAUCGGGAGAGGCACAAUGUCAAUGCCAUGUCGCUACAGUCACGUUCGGUUUACUCACGUGACUCGGCGCUGGCAUAUAAGCGUUUGUAGUCUAGCUAGCUACCUUUGCUUCCUUAAGCCAUUAGACACUGAACAAGGACUCUAAAUACUUUUGGUCGUAUUUUCAGAAACAUCAAAAAAGACUGAUCAAAGAGAAGGGUUUAAUUCCUUUGUUGUCCUAAAUUGCCGUUAGACCAACAAAGAAAAUGAGGCUCUCACUCACUUAGGAAGGCGCUUAAAGAAGGCUCUUCUUCCAAAGAGAGACGUCAUUUCAGGGAUGGUGUGAGGAGCCCUUGUGUCCUUUUCCUCAAAGAAUACUAUCCAAGAGGUGUAGAACAGCCCGUCAGAGAGAGAGCUCGUAGCCAUGUCAACCUUUGUAGGUAUUACUCCAGAAUGCGAAGCCUACGAAGAGGAAUGGGACUGGGGCGCGGGGCUCAGCGACGGUUGUAGGCACCGUCUCGGCCUCCUAGCAAGCCUCGAAAAGAGUCGAGAAGCAAUCUUGGCUUCUCGUGACAGUGAGGUUGAGUACCUGGAGAUUGUGGCAAGGGGACAGGAGAGCCAGCUUCAGAAGGAGCUCUUCUCGGUGGUAGAUCUUUUUCUCGCAAUGAGGAAAAGAGGAGAAGCGAUCAAGGAGGGUGGUUUCGCCCAGGAAAACCUGGCGGAAUCAUCUGAGGAUCUUCGCAAUGCCCUCGAUGCCAUCGUAUCCAAGUCGCACGCCAUUGCGGCAGAAAUCGGCAUUGUUCUACACUCCGCAGAAGGAGCAGACGCAGGUGCAGGCGCAGAUGCUUUGGAUAAGGCUGCUCUCGAAGGAGUUGAAUCAGCCGAAGCUGGUCCAACAACAGCACCCAAGAAAAAGAAGGACCGCCACAGAAAUCGUCCUAAACCUCAAUUGCCGACCGAAAAGGAGGACGAGACGCCUACGAAAGAUGGCGAGAAGCCGACCAAUGAGCAUGCGACGCCUACGAAAGAGGAGGCUCCUUCCCAAAAGGAGAUACCCAUUCCAAAGGAGAGAAUGACUCGAUGGUGCAGCAAUGCAAAAUGUGUCGAGGCACGAAAGGUCGCUCGUGAUUCCAGCGAAGCCUUUCGUCUCGGGAAGGAGGAGGACGAUUACUACCACACCCAAAAGAUCUUUUAUCUUCAGGCACAAUGCAUCGAGCUCACUACGUGCGCGAGGAUCGAGAGGAAAAGAGCAUCCACUGAGCGUGAAUUGUGUCAUAUCGCCAGGCAGAAGCUUAAGCCCUCAACCAAAUUUGCCAACUGGUGCCGAAAGAUGUCGGAUAUCUUUCUCGCUGCUAUCAUGUGUGUCAUGAUGUUUUGUGUCAUUAGAGGAAACCUCGUCCAGCCACCGCAAACUCGAGCCAUCGCCACAUACAGUUCCCAAGGCAGGCCGCUCAUAUAUUCACCGGGAGUUUUGACACCCCAGUUUAACGAUCUUAUUGCGCCUGUCAGAUCCUAUUCCAAGGUCCUUUUGCCAAUCCCGGUGCUCGAGAUCGGCUCAAUUAUUGAAGGUGGAGCGGACAAUGCUGAGUGGGACGAGUUUGACGAGUGGUUCAAUGCGCCAUUGAAGGCAUCAGGUACAGCUGUGAUGUAUUUGAAAGGAGUUGUAGAAGGACAAUGUUAUGAUGAUCACAGUACUGGGCCUGAUGUAACAGUUGCAAUUGGAAAGUUGGACCCUGUACGAAGUGCGGUGACAACCGCGGUUGGUGUUGCGACUGCGGUCAUCUGGUGGAAUCUCUUCUCGUAA